Molecule: messenger RNA, 918 nt
Organism: Vicugna pacos (alpaca)
Lineage: Eukaryota; Metazoa; Chordata; Mammalia; Artiodactyla; Camelidae
Source: RefSeq, a predicted model, not a curated record
AUGAGCCCGCGCCAGCGGCAGCGCAGAGCCGCAGAGGCCCCUGGCCUCAGGGCGACCCUGAGAAUGAAGGCACAUAAUGUAUGCGUGGUGUUUAGCACAGGGCCUGGCACAGGGCUGGUCCGGGAGUUCGUGGCCCAGAACACCACCAUGCAAAUCAAACAUGUGAUCCAGACCCUGUCUCAGGAGUUUGCCCUGUCUCAGCACCCCCACAGCAGGAAAGGGGGCCUCAUCGGCCUGGCCGCCUGCUCCAUCGCACUGGGCAAGGACUCGGGGCUCUACCUGAAAGAGCUGAUCGAGCCGGUGCUGACCUGCUUCAAUGACGCUGACAGCAGGCUGCGCUACUACGCCUGCGAGGCCCUCUACAACAUCGUGAAGGUGGCCCGCGGCGCCGUGCUGCCCCACUUCAACGUGCUCUUUGACGGGCUGAGCAAGUUGGCUGCUGACCCAGACCCCAAUGUGAAAAGCGGAUCUGAGCUCCUAGACCGCCUCUUAAAGGCUGUGAGAGCAUGGAUGCUCUGGGGACCUCUCCUGCCUGGCUCAGGCUCUACCAUCUUCCCCCACAGCCCCUGGCCCCAAGCAGCUCAUGUGCCUUUGACCCACAGGAUGUCGAGACAGAAAGCAACGGUUCAACCCACUGAGCUUCAUCCCUUUGUUGUAGGAGAGGAUUUAUUCCAACAGGCAGUAUGCCCGGCAGUUCAUCAUCUCCUGGAUCCGUGUGCUUCCCGCUUUGAGGAGCUAAGAGCUCAUCCACCCCAGCCUCUGAGGAGCACUCAUCUGACAAGUGUAUCCCAUCAAGUGUGGUCCUCCUCUGGGUGGGUGACCCAGAGCAGAAGUGGCACUGGUGGAGGCUCCUCCAGCCCUGGCUGGCGUGUGCUGUCUCCCUUCUUCUCUGCUCAUUGGUAGGUGUCAGGUGGUCCU